GUUGCGUUUUAGUAUUUACGGUUAAAAGGCGCGGAAAAAGUGCUCAUUAAAUUUAUGAAAAAAACAUAUAUUUUAUAAUAUAUAGAGCGUGGAUAGUUGGCGAAACUUUUAGUAUUUGUAUUUUAAAGUGAAAUAGCUUAAAGAAAAGUUGCGAUAUAACACAUCAAAAUGUCAUUACUGACGGGUAGCGCGAAUACUAUCAAGUAUGUGCUCUUUGGAUUCAAUUUGAUAUUCUUGAUCACUGGCAUCAUAUUGAUUGCUGUCGGUAUUGGUGUAGCAGCCGUUUUCCAUGGUUAUGCAACAGUGCUUGCCGAUAAUUUCUUCUCAAUACCGACUUUCCUGAUCGUCAUUGGUGUCUUCGUCAUAUUCAUUUCAUUCUUCGGCUGUUGGGGCGCACUCAAAGAGAACUAUCUCCUAACGCUGAUAUUCGCCAUUUUGCUCGGCUUCAUCUUCAUACUGGAAUUGGCAGCCGGCAUUAGUGGUUAUGUCUUGCGUUCCGAUGCGUCAGACCUAAUCAGAAAUAGUCUAGAUGGUGCACUUAAAGAAUAUAAUACAAAAAAUGAGAAUGAUCCUUACACAAUUAUUUGGGAUUAUGUGCAAAAUAAUUUCGAUUGCUGUGGUGUGGAGAGCUACAAGGACUGGACGCAAUUCGAUGGCAAAUUGCCGCUUUCAUGCUGUGACAUUCCCGUUGGCGUUGUUGGCGAAUACAGUUGUUCUAACAGCACGGAAAGCACCAAGCGUCAUGAGGAUGGUUGCUUGACGACAUUUUCGAAUUUCAUAGAAGCACAUGCCGUCAGUUUGGGCGCCUGUGGCAUUGUGUUGGCCAUCAUUCAGUUCUUCGGCGUCUUGUUCGCCUGCUAUAUCGCACGUGAGAUAAAAAUCCGUAAUGGCAUAACCGGUAUCAUGGGAAAAAACAACCUCUGUGAUCGACGAGUAAAAAAAAAAUACAAAAUGGCGCGCGAUCAAUUGAAUUCCGGCAUGCGUUGUGCAAAAUUUAUGCUAGUAAUCGUUAGCUUUAUGUUUGCGCUCACCGCGGUUUUGCUUAUUAUGGUCGGCUCAACAAUCCAGGCGAUAUUCGGCGAUUUUAGCCAAUUCAUCGACGGUCACUUCUUCUCGCCGCCUGCAUUGCUCAUCGCCAUCGGUUUCAUUUUACUGCUAGUCGCAACAUUGGGCGCUUAUGGUGCGGUCAAGGAGAGUGUAAUGCUAAUCAAUUUGUACGGCGUUAGCUUGUUCCUGGUGUUCAUACUGGAAGUGGCUGCCGCCAUUUCUGCCUUUGUAAUGCAAACCCAAGUGCGUGGCAUGCUGAUGCGCACCAUGAACGAUUCCCUCAUCCACUAUAAUGAGAACGAGUAUGUGCAAAUGGGUGUGGAUUUCAUGCAGGAAACCCUCGGCUGCUGUGGCGUUAAUAGUCCGUUGGACUGGAAACCACUGAAUAGCACUAAUGCCGAAAUUGAGGUGCCAGCAUCUUGCUGUGAUGAGACCUCUAUCGAUGACGUCAAUUACUGUAUUAGCUCUUACGACAGCGGUUGUUUGGCACGUAUGGACUUUAUUAUCUCGCAGAGCACAAUGCUAAUUGCUACCGGCGCUACCACUGUGGCCUUUGUGCAGUUACUCGGCGUACUCUGCGCCUUCAUGUUAGCCAAAACGCUACGUCGCAACAAAUCGAUACGCGAAGCACGCCGCUGGCAGCUACAACAAAGCUUGGGUGUACUUAUUUCGGGUGGCAAGGUCGUGCCACCGACCAAUUCACCGAUUAACGGCUAUACGCAAUUGGAACGCGCUGAACGUUAUAUGGAACACGAUCCUGUCACGUAUACGCCAAGCAGUCCCAGUGUUAAUUAAGCAAGCGUGAGGGAGAGUGGAUGUGAGUAGUAGCAGAGAAAUGGCCACAAAUAGAAAUGUAACAGUAAAGUGCCUAAAAGAAAAUGUUUUUUCUCAUCAUUGUUUAUUGUAUUAUUGUAAUAGCAGUUAUUUUUAAAUACAACAAAAAUAAAAAUGUAGUUUAUAUCAAAUCUUGUAAUUUGCGCUUCAAAAGGACAGUUUGAAAUAUCUAUUACAUAAACUUACUUGUAUAACUGUAAAGCGUUAAUUUAUAGCGUGCAAUUUUAACUAACUGUAUUAGCAAGUAUAUUGUGACAAAAUAAAAUAAAAGUUUUAUUCAAGUGA
Molecule: messenger RNA, 2166 nt
Organism: Bactrocera neohumeralis
Lineage: Eukaryota; Metazoa; Arthropoda; Insecta; Diptera; Tephritidae
Exons: 10
Coding region: 169-1842 (557 amino acids)
Cellular component (GO): membrane
Source: RefSeq, a predicted model, not a curated record